Molecule: messenger RNA, 3876 nt
Organism: Nymphalis io (European peacock)
Lineage: Eukaryota; Metazoa; Arthropoda; Insecta; Lepidoptera; Nymphalidae
Gene: Marcal1
Product: SWI/SNF-related matrix-associated actin-dependent regulator of chromatin subfamily A-like protein 1
Exons: 14
Coding region: 133-2241 (702 amino acids)
Biological process (GO): replication fork processing; DNA repair
Cellular component (GO): nuclear replication fork
Molecular function (GO): ATP-dependent chromatin remodeler activity; ATP binding
Source: RefSeq, a predicted model, not a curated record
AUUAAAUUUAAAUCUUAGUGUUGGUUAUUCUUUACAGAUAUUUGAUAAAUAUUGUAUGUUUAUUAAUUGAAUUACACAAGAAUGAUAUAAUUUUGAAAGGGUUUCAUGAUUCAUUUUCAUGCCAUAUAAAAUAUGGCAUGUUCUAAAGAAGAAAUUGAAAGGAAACGCUUAGCUGCCUUACAAAAAAGACAAGAAAAGCUUAACAAUCAACAAUGUUUACAAAAUAAUUAUAAUAAACAGAGUCCUUCUAAUACAUUUUCACCCAUAAAUUCAAGUGCUGGAUCUGUGAAACCUAGAGCUGGAUCUCAUAUAGGAUUUCAUCCUUACGGUAAGCCAGAUAAUACGAAGGGGUUAGCUGAAAAUGCCUGUAUUCCGAUUACCAAGGUUGUCACUGGAACUGUAUACUUGAUUUCUGAAGAUAGAUUUGAGGUGAAUCCCUCAGAGUUUAGUGCCCCGCUCAUCAAUAUCUUUAAGACAAUACCCUCGAAGAGUUACGAUAUAAAUUCGAAGUUAUGGAAUUUUUGCAUAAAAGAUUAUCAAGAGCUGAUGAUGAAAGUUUCUUCAUUGGCACCACAUGUAGUCCUCGGACCUUUACCUUCAUAUGUCUUGAAGAUACUUAAUGAACCUGUUAUAGAUCUAAAUACUGUGGAUCUGUCACCAAUAGAAAAGACACUUCGAGAUAAAUUAUUGCCGUUUCAGGAGGAUGGAGUUCGGUUCGGUAUCGCCAGACAAGGGUGUUGUAUGAUAGCAGAUGACAUGGGGCUCGGGAAGACAUUCCAAGCUCUUGCCAUAGCUAGUUACUAUAGGCAUGACUGGCCGUUGCUUAUUGUCACAACAUCUUCAAUGAGAGAAACUUGGCAGAGUAAAAUUAAUGAGUUGUUACCGUCUAUCCCUAUGAUGAACAUCGCGAUACUUUCAAGUAGCAAGGACAGUCAAUUCGUCGCUGAUAAACAGACGGAAAUAGUUAUUGUAAGUUAUAAAAUAGCAGGAAUGUAUACAGAGCUGCUGAAGGAUAAGAAGUUCGGGAUGAUUAUUGUUGACGAGUCGCACCACCUGAAGUCCCGCAAGGCGCGCGCGACGGCGGCGCUGACGGCGCUGAGUGCGCGAGCGGCGCGGCGCGUGCUGCUGAGCGGCACGCCGGCGCUGAGCCGCCCCGCCGAGCUCUACUCGCAGCUCGCGCUCGUCGCGCCGCGCCUGCUCGGCGCCUACACGGACUACGGUAAGCGGUAUUGCGCCGGGAAACAGACGAACUUCGGUUGGGACAUGACGGGGCAGUCGAACCUAACCGAGCUACAAAUUAUACUGCAGAAGAGAUUCCUUAUACGAAGAACUAAAGAAAAAGUACUAACAGAAUUGGAGAAAAAAACAAGGGAAUCAGUGUUACUGGACCAUUCGCUGCUCCAGUUCACGAAGGAGGAGGCGCAAGGUCUGUCACAGAUGGCGAAGGCCUUCGAGAGCACCAGGUCGUCGGAAAAGCACGCAGCGUUGAUCACUUACUUUAGUGAAUCGGCUAAAGUUAAAAUUCCCGCCAUAUGUAAAUACGUCAAACAAUUGCUGAAGGAAACAACUAGCAAGUUCCUCGUGUUUGCGCACCACCGGAACAUGAUCGACGCCAUCUGCAACACCCUGGACGAGGCGAACACCCACUAUAUAUGUAUAGUGGGCUCCACCCAAUCCAACACCAGAGCUGAGCUGGUGGAGACGUUCCAGCACGUGCUCUCGUGCCGCGUGGGCGUGCUGUCGGUGACGGCGGCCGGCUCCGGCCUCACGCUGACGGCGGCCGACCUAGUGCUAUUCGCUGAGCUGCACUGGAACCCUGGGAUCCUGACGCAGGCGGAGUCGCGUGCGCACCGGCUGGGCCGCUCGGGCGGCGUGUGCGUGCGCUACCUGCUGGCGGGCGGCACGGCCGACGACUUCAUGUGGCCCAUGCUGCAGGACAAACUCGAUGUUUUAAACAACGUAGGUCUUAGCGGUGAUACAUUCGAGAACAACACAUUCACACGGCAAGAAAGUAAAAAUAGUAUGGCACAGUAUUUAUCGCCAAGGAGUAGUUAUAACAACGAAAAUAAUUACAUUCCCGGAACAAACAUUAGAAAAGUUGCAUUAACUGAAGCUUCGAAGAGUCAUAACGCGAGUAGCUUGGAGGACAACACGCAAACAAAUAAUCAAACGGGUUGUGAAAUGGAUUCGUUUAUGGAACACGAUGAUGAUGACGACCUGCUUGCCGACUUGGACUUAUGAGACUGUACCAUUGCAAAUAUUUUAUAAUCUGUGGUAAAUGUUAAAAUAAAAAAUAACUUAUCUGUAAACAGUUUUAUGUGACAUUAUUGAAAUGAACUGCAGUUGUUAAAAAAAAAAUCUCAAAAUUAAUAACAAUAAGAUGCAGCAACUAAUGUCCAACCGCAGUGAGACUGACUGACAGGUCCGUGGUUGAAAGAACGAUGUAACGUUUGUUCCAAAUGAAAUGACAUUAGUAAUAAUAAUUUCAUCUAAUAUUACGUUGUUAUAAUUAUUAUAAUUUAGCUGUUAUAACCUAAACUAGUAUGAGAUACGAUAUUCUGACAGAUUUCGGCCACGGCGCUCAAUCUCCGAGAUGGCCUAGUGGUUAGAACGCGUGAAUCUUAACCGACGAUUGUGGGUUCAAACCCGGGCAAGCACCACUGAAUUUUCAUGUGCUUAAUUGGUGAUUAUAAUUCAUCAUCAUCGGUUAAGAUUCACGCGUUCUAACCACUAGGCCAUCUCGACUCGUUUGUCGAUAUAUAUAUUUUUUUAUAUUAUAAAUUGUCUCAAUAAUACGAUUCUCCUUUAUUGUUAUAUAUUUUGGUAAUAUAUGGUUCAUUAUUUAUUAGGACUUCAUUAUUCCUUGACUUUAACGGAUCUGAAUUAAUCUGAUUUAAUUUAAAAUGGAGUUCAAAAUUUGGAGGUAGUACUUUUUAUUGGAUGAAACAUUGGUUCCCAUCCCAAAGUAAUUCGACAGGAUAAACACAUUGCCUUCUCUUUUCAACACAUUUGAAAAAGGGAGAAAAAUAUAUUUAAUCAUGUCGAAUUUGUGUAGUCUAGAGUUUGUGUGUCUGAAUCUAUUGAUUACAAAAUUGUAUGUGAUCAAAUCAAAAUUAUAUAGUAUAAAAUAUAAAUUGAUGUAUUUCCGUUUUACGGUAGUUUUUGGAAGUUCAAUCCUGUAUGCCGAAUGCGAUUUGUAUCGAAUGAAAACAGCGCCGUCUAGUGACGAUAAUCGGAUAAACCCAAAUGUCAAACGAAAUCUCUUCACUCUUGAUUUGAACUUAUUUUUAACUAAAUAAACAGAACACAAACAAUAUAAAAAAGAAAGACUAAAGUUUUGAAGCUUCUUUCUUUUUGUUAAAAAUUAUUAUAGUGGCUGGACCAUUUAAUAAUAUUCUUAUUGUAGUGUUUUUGUCGUGUUUUGUGUGUGUGAAACGGAUUUUGGUAUUUUCAUUUCUCUCGUAUUUUCAGUCUUUCUUUUUUUUAAACUUGUAAUGAAAAACAUAAUUCAUUAUUUCUCUUCACAUUUAUUUGAUUACUUACCUAUAAUAUAUAAACUCAUGAAAAAUAUUUCAAUAUUUGAGUAUGUGGUUUUUUACGAAAAUAUUUUGAUGGUUUGGACGGAUGUUACAAAACGUAUCCAAUCCAUCUAUUAUAAAUGCGAAAGUAACUCUGUUUCUUAUGCUUUCACGGCUAAACCACUAAACCGAUUUUGAUGAAAUUUGUCACGAAACAAGCUUGAACCCCAAUGAAGGACAAAUCCUAUUAUUAUACUUUACAAACGGCGAAUACUAGUUAUUUAUAGGAUUUUAAUUCUUAAGUAAGUUUUUUAUUAUCUUAUGCGCUAAGGAUAAUCACUUGUGAAUGAAAAACCCU